AAUAUUUGUCGGCGCAGGGCUCUGAAUCGUCGCCAUUUUUUUCUUCACCUAGAAAAUUUUUUCAUUCAUCUGCGUUAGUAUAUUGAACGUGUUAAAUUAUAGAAUUUAUUUAUUUAAAUAAGGAAAAAUUGCUUAAAAAUAUUAAAAACGAAGUUAACUAAAAGAAAUUAAUAAAAAAUGAGUGAUAUGGAAAUAUCCUCAAUGGGUAUUGCCCAAAAUUUGCCACCGGACUCUUACGACACUGGUGCAAAUAUGGGUGCUCCGUCUACAAAUGCCGAAGAUGGAAUUUAUCAUGAAAAAUCUGAUGAUAAAAAGUCAAAAAGUUCCAAGGAUGAACGUUCUCCUUCUAAAACUAAAGAUUAUGGUAAAGAUAGAGAACGCAGUGAGCGUGAACGUGAUCGGGAAGAUAGGGACAAGAGUCGUAAGAAAAGGGAUCGUUCCAGAGACAGGGACCGUGAAAAAGACAAAGAUAGGGAACGUACGCGUGACCGCGACCGUGAUCGAGACAGAGAUCGUGAACGUGAUCGUAAACGUGAAAGUCGAGAACGAAAUGAGCGCAGUAGUCGAGACCGUGAUGUAGAUCGAGAUCGGCGACGACGCGACAGAGAUAGAGAACGUGAUUCACGUUCACAUCGUAGUCGAUCUCGCACCUAUGACGAUUACGAUUCCAGACGUGGCAGUCGGCGACGUUCCCGUAGUCGUGAUAGAGAUCGUGAUCGUCGCAGGGAUUAUCGCGAUAGAGAUCGAGAACGUGAUCGUUCUCGUAGUCGUAGCCAUGAACGUUCUCGAAGACAUACUAGUCGUGAUCGUACACGCAGUCGCGAGCGAGAUCGUGUGCGUCGCAGUCCUUCACGUGAAAGAUUCCCGAAUAUGCAUUUGGAACCUAUAAAGGAAGAAGUACCGCAAGCACGCUUUGACUUGACUCAAACUAUACAAGAACUUAUGAGCAGCACUUCCAAUAAUAAGCAUUUUGCUGCUCUCUUCAAUUGCAACAAUAGCAAUGAUUCUACUUCAAAUGGUCCUACAGAAAUGUCUCAAGAAGAAGCUGCUGAACGUAGACGCCGUCGUAAAUCUCGUUGGGGUGGUACUGAAAAUGAUAAAACUUUUAUACCCGGCAUGCCGACUAUAUUACCCUCUACUUUGGAUCCCACGCAACAGGAAGCGUAUUUAGUUCAACUACAAAUUGAGGAAAUAAGCCGUAAGCUGCGUACUGGCGAAUUGGGUAUACCACAGAAUCCGGAAGAAAGGUCUCCCUCGCCGGAACCAAUUUAUAGUUCGGAUGGCAAACGGUUGAAUACACGUGAAUUUCGUUAUCGCAAGAAAUUGGAAGAACAAAGACAUCAAUUGAUACAGAAAAUGCAGGCAGUUAAUCCUGAUUUUAAACCGCCAGCAGAUUACAAGCCACCAGUAACACGUGUUAUUGACAAAGUUUUAAUACCCCAAGAACAACAUCCUGAUAUUAAUUUUGUGGGACUUUUAAUUGGCCCCCGUGGCAACACAUUAAAAGCCAUGGAAAAAGAAACUGGCGCUAAAAUUAUUAUCAGAGGUAAAGGUUCUGUCAAGGAGGGCAAGGUGGGACGCAAAGAUGGUCAACCUUUGGCUGGAGAAGAUGAGCCAUUACAUGCUUUUAUUACUGCACCCAAUCCGGAGGCAGUCAAAAAGGCCGUUGAUAAAAUUAAAGAUGUCAUUAGACAAGGCAUUGAAGUACCCGAAGGUCACAAUGAUUUGCGACGCAUGCAAUUGCGUGAAUUGGCCCAACUAAAUGGAACUCUACGCGAGACAGAUUGUCCUCGUUGCACAAAUUGUGGAUCGGCCGAACAUAAAUCAUGGCUUUGUCCUGACAAACCAAAUGUCACCAAUAGUAUUGUGUGUACUUCUUGUGGUGGAGCCGGUCAUAUUUCGAAGGAUUGUCGUAGCAAACGUCCUGGCGCCGGUGUUGUAGGUGCUGAAGCCGCUACUGAAAACUCUCAAGCUAAAAUUGAUGAAGAAUAUCUCAGUUUAAUGGCUGAAUUGGGUGAAGGACCACCACCCUCUGCCGCACAAAAGUCUACGGCUGAUCCAUUAGCACAAGCUCAUAUUAAUCGUGGUUAUAGUAUUUUUGAUAAAAAACCCAGUACUAUGCAGGCUAUACAAGCACCACCACCAGGUCCACCAAGUGGUAUGCCACCAUCAGGCAUAAAUGUUAUAGCACCGCCACCACCAAUACCUCCAGCUUGGGGACCAUCUUCGAAUGCACCACCCAUGGGUAUGCCGCCAUUGAUACCGCCUCCACCAAGUUCCCAACCACCACCACCAGCUGCUCCACCAGUAAUGCCAUGGAUGAGUGCUGCACAACCCCCUCCACCAGGCGGCGAUCCGCCACCACCUCCCGGCACUGGCCCAUUACAACCACCAGGUACUGGAGCCAUGCCCCCAUUACUACCGCCACCACCAGGUACUGCACUUCCAGGUGGUUUGCCACCAUGGCCCGGUGCGCCUGGUUUAAUGCCUCCAGGAUUUCCUGCUUGGGGUGCAGUACCUGGUGCAUAUGCACCUCCGCCACCUCCACCCCCUUGCGCUCCACCACCACCAGGUCUAAGUGGCUUAGCUCAACCGCCACCACCACCUCCGCCAUCAUAAGCAGUGGAAUGAGCUGAAGUCAAACUAAUUACAAGAAUAAGAAAAUCUACAAAAUUAAAACUUUGUCAAUUGGUUGAGGACUUGAAAAGUGUUGCAAUCAAUUAAACAACAGACAGACAGUCAGUGAAUAAUAAUAAUAAUAUAUUUUACUUAUUAUUAAAGUAAUUUUAAGUAUCUAUAACUAAAAAAAAAAAACUAAAAUAGUUUGUGUUUUCCUUUAAAACAUGUAGAAAGCAUUAAUUUCUACAACUAAAAAUAAUUCACGUAAUUAAACCAAACUUAAUAAUGAAUCAAAAUUUAUAAAACAAAAAACCCAAGCUAUUUUAUUAAAUUGAUUUGAAUUACUUUAAUUUUAAAUUGACUAUAAUAUUACGCAUGUAUCACUAAAGCGCGUAAUUGCUUAAAACAAAUACAACUAAUGUAAACAAAUAUAUAAAUCCAUUAAUUUGACUAUAAUCAAUAAAGUUUAAGCAAAAAA
Molecule: messenger RNA, 3097 nt
Organism: Lucilia sericata (common green bottle fly)
Lineage: Eukaryota; Metazoa; Arthropoda; Insecta; Diptera; Calliphoridae
Gene: SF1
Product: splicing factor 1
Exons: 6
Coding region: 178-2619 (813 amino acids)
Biological process (GO): regulation of mRNA splicing, via spliceosome
Cellular component (GO): nucleus
Molecular function (GO): mRNA binding; zinc ion binding
Source: RefSeq, a predicted model, not a curated record